AGUGAAAUGAAUUUGCUAAAUUAUGCAGUGUUAUCGGUGAAUAUAACUAUAAAGGAAAGCAAAAAGUGCAAAAAGUUUUGAUAGUUUCUGUUCUAUAUUUGACGUUAUACGUGUGCAAUAAGUUCGUCAAUAUUGAGUGUGAAAAUUUUUUUUGCUAAAACAUGAAGUAUUUGGAAGUAGUUUUGUUUGCUGUCAUCGUUAAUGGCUAUGCUUUUACGGCAACAGCAGAAAAAACUUCAUUUAAUAAUAUAACAUUUGAUCAACUUGAGCAGCUUUGUAGUGAGCAGCAUCACGACAUUUAUGAAAAUGAAACUCGCAAACUUGUCGAUACACUUUUAAGUAGCACGACUAAUAAUUGUUCAGAUUCAAUUCCUCAAAUUAAAGAAAUAGUUUCCAGAAUAAUUCCUUGUUUCAACGAUGAAAAUAUGCCAAAUGAAUCUGAUUUGAAUACAAUUUAUGAAGACAUUACGAAAAAAUUAUGUAUUCACUACCAACUUGUGAAUUUUAAAAAAGACAACAACUGCUUCGAUAAAGAAAAAAUUAAUAAUUGUUUACAGAAAAAUUUAGAACUGAAUCAGCCUCAAUCUGAUGAUGUUUUCUAUUCACUAGCAAUGCUUCAUACAAAAGCAGAUUGCAGCAAUCUGGAAAAAAUGAUGUUUUGUCUGACAGGGGGAGACAAUUUAAAUAAAUGCACUCCUGAAUUUAAAAAUCAACGUGAGGAUUUACUUAAAAAGUAUUCGUCCAUUUUGAGAUGUAUCUAAAAAAAAUUCCACUUGAAUUUAUGGAAAAUUGUAUUUUACCCUUCUUUUAAAAUAUAAAUAAAAAAAAUUGUACUUGGGUAUAAA
Molecule: messenger RNA, 845 nt
Organism: Leptopilina heterotoma
Lineage: Eukaryota; Metazoa; Arthropoda; Insecta; Hymenoptera; Figitidae
Exons: 4
Coding region: 162-761 (199 amino acids)
Source: RefSeq, a predicted model, not a curated record